Molecule: messenger RNA, 3501 nt
Organism: Argentina anserina (silverweed cinquefoil)
Lineage: Eukaryota; Viridiplantae; Streptophyta; Magnoliopsida; Rosales; Rosaceae
Exons: 1
Coding region: 144-3218 (1024 amino acids)
Biological process (GO): cytosolic ribosome assembly
Cellular component (GO): cytosol; ribonucleoprotein complex
Molecular function (GO): GTP binding; GTPase activity; ribosome binding
Source: RefSeq, a predicted model, not a curated record
CAAAACCAUAAUAAAACCUCCACGGCAGUCGCGGCCCCGCCUCCGCCGCCGUCAAUAAGAUACGACUUCUCCUCUCUCUCUCUCUCUCUCUCUCUUCCCCUCAAUUCAAUUCCUCGCUCAAUUUCAACCAUAAACUACUCCAAAUGGCCGACCCGACCCGACAACCCAAAUCCACCACGCCCGACACCCGAAAGCUCCGAAACAUUUGCAUCCUGGCCCACGUCGACCACGGCAAGACCACUCUCUGCGACCACCUCAUCUCCGGCUCCGGCUCCGGCAUCAUCCACCCCAAGCUCGCCGGCAGCCUCCGCUACAUGGACUCCCUCCCGGAGGAGCAGCGCCGCGCUAUCACCAUGAAGAGCUCCUCCAUCGCCCUCCGCCACCGCGACCACGCCGUCACCGUCAUCGACUCCCCCGGCCACAUGGACUUCUGCAGCGAGGUCUCCACCGCCGCCAGGCUCAGCGACGGCGCUCUCAUCCUCGUCGACGCCGUCGAGGGCGUCCACAUCCAGACCCACGCCGUCCUCCGCCAGGCCUGGAUCGAGAAGCUGACGCCGUGCCUCGUCAUCAACAAGAUCGAUCGCCUGAUCUCCGAGCUCGAAAUGAGCCCUAGGGAAGCUUAUGUUAGGUUGUUAAGAAUUGUUCAUGAGGUUAAUAACAUUGUUAGUGCUUUUAAAUCUGUUAAAUACUUGAAUGAUGUAGAUGCAAUCCUUUCGGGGCCGGCGGGCUCCGAUGAUGUGGCCUUUGAGGAGAUUGAGGAUGAUGAGGAGCUCAUGUUUCAGCCACAGAAGGGCAAUGUGGCUUUUGUGUGUGCUCUGGAUGGCUGGGGGUUUAGUGUUUCGCAGUUUGCCGAGUUUUAUGGCAAGAAAUUCGGGUGGAGCACUAGUGCAUUGCAGAAGGCGCUAUGGGGGCCUUGGUUUUUUAACCACAAGGAGAAGAAGAUUGUGGGGCAGAAGGGUGUGAGUGGUGUGAGGAAGGCUCGGCCGAUGUUUGUUGAGUUUGUGCUUGAGCCUGUUUGGAGCGUGUACCAGGCGGCUUUGAAGGAGAGGGAGGAGGCUGAGGUGAUGCUUCAGAAGGUGAUCAAGACAUUUAGGUUGACUAUACCGCCGAGGGAUUUGAAAGGUGACGCAAAAGUCAUGGUUCAGACCGUGAUGAGCCGGUGGCUUCCUCUGCACGAGGCAAUUUUGUCUAUGGUUAUUAGGUGUAUGCCGGACCCCAUCGCAGCACAGUCGUAUAGGAUUUCGCGGUUACUUCCAGAGAGAGAAGUUGUGGGUGAUGAGGCUGAUUCUAGUGUGGUUGCAGAGGCAGAGCUUGUGAGGAAAUCGGUUGAAGCUUGUGAUUCUAGGCCUGAAGCUCCAUGUGUUGCUUUUGUUUCGAAGAUGUUUGCUGUCUCAACAAAAACACUUCCAAAGUAUGGGCUAAAUGGGGAAGUUUUGGAUAAUACGUCUAAUGAGGGUGAAUUGGAUGAGUGUUUUCUUGCAUUUGCCAGGAUUUAUAGUGGGGUUCUUCAUCCUGGUGAGAAAAUUUAUGUGCUUUCAGCUUUAUAUGAUCCCUUGAAAGGGGAAUCCAUGCAGAAGCAUGUUCAGGUGGCUAAGUUGCAUUCUCUGUAUCUCAUGAUGGGCCAAAACUUGCAGCAUGUGCCAGAGGCGCAGGUAGGGGAUAUUGUUGCAAUUCGGGGCCUUGGGCAGCAUAUACUAAAAACUGCAACACUUUCAUCAACGAAGAAUUGUUGGCCUUUCUCCAGUAUGUCAUUCCAGGUGUCUCCCACUUUGAAAGUUGCAAUUGAGCCAUCUGAUCCUGCAGAUAUGGGUGCCUUGGAGAAGGGUUUACGGCUGCUGAACAGGGCUGACCCUUUUGUAGAGGUCACGGUUUCUGCUAGAGGAGAACUUGUUUUGUCUGCUGCAGGAGAAGUACAUCUUGAAAGAUGCGUGAAAGAUUUGAAGGAGAGAUUUGCAAGGGUAGGCUUGGAAGUGUCUAAGCCUCUUGUAUCCUUCAAAGAGACCAUUUUGGGAGAUGAAUCCACACUUGAGAACUUAAAAUCAUUUCUUGCUAGUUCAGAAUAUGUUGAGAAAGCGACACCAAGUGGAAGAUGCAUUGUUCGGGUGAAGGUCUUGAAGCUCCCACCUUCUCUAACUAAGGUGAUUGAUGAAAGUUCUGAUAUUCUAGCAGAUAUCAUUGGAGUCAAGGCUGCCCAGGUUGCAAGCACUGUAGAGGAUGCGACUCCGAUUGAAACACUAAGGAACCGUAUGAUGGAGGCUGUGGAGAGUGAUAUUUUGUCUAGUGGUGAGUCUGACAAGGAUCGGACUGAGAAAUGUAAAUUGAAGUGGCAGAAACUUCUUAGAAGGAUCUGGGCGCUCGGUCCCUGUCAUAUCGGCCCUAACAUCUUACUUACUCCAGAAAUAAAAGUAAAUGGUACUGACUCAUCUGUUCUCAUCCGCGGCUCCUCUCAUGUUUCUGAGAAGUUAGGAUUGGUGUUUGCUUCUGACUAUGAGAAUGCAGCUGCUGAGACAUCUUCAGAAGUAACUGAUGAACUAUAUGCUGAAGCAGAGCGCCUUCAGAGCAGUGUUUUAUCUGGAUUUCAACAGGCAACAGCAGCUGGACCUUUAUGUGAUGAUCCUAUGUGGGGUUUGGCAUUUGUGGUUGAAGCUUACAUUUUACCAUUAGUUGCUCAGUCUGAUGAGUUGGAAACCUCCCACCAGCAUCCCGAGCAAUAUGGUAUCUUCACAGGACAGGUAAUGACAGCUGUUAAAGAUGCGUGUAGAGCAGCUGUACUUCAAAAGAAACCACGGCUUGUGGAAGCUAUGUACUUUUGUGAGUUGAUUACGCCGACUGAACAAUUGGGUAACAUGUAUGCUGUGCUUGGGCGACGGCGGACCAAAGUUUUAAAGGAAGAAAUGCAGGAAGGCUCUCCAUUGUUCACGGUACAUGCCUAUGUGCCGGUUGCUGAAAGCUUUGGUUUUGCGGAUGAGCUUAGGAGAUGGACUGCUGGAGCUGCAAGUGCUCUUCUUGUGCUUAGCCACUGGGAAGCACUUGAUAAGGAUCCUUUCUUUGUACCAAAAACAGACGAGGAGAAAGAAGAGUUUGGUGAUGGUUCUAGUGUGCCGCCAAAUACAGCCAGAAAACUGAUAAAUGCUGUGAGACGGCAAAAGGGUCUUCCUGUGGAGGAAAAAGUAGUGCAGCACGCGACAAAGCAGAGGACUUUGGCUCGUAAGGUAUAGAUAGGGGGAGCUAGUAGAGGUAGUUGAUUUUGUUGAUGAGUCAGACAUAGUUUAGAACGUAUAGGGGACAGUUCCAUACUCCUUUUGUGAAAGUACAGAGGUUUUGAUAUUCGUAAUGUACUCUAGUUACUAAUGAUUCUCUUCAGAAUAAUGAAUAUUCAAUUUUGUUAUCCACUGACUGAACUCCAGCUUCUGCUACAGUUGGAUGCUGAGAGUGUUUUGUAAGUUCUUAUUGCUCUUUGUAAACGUGUUCCUCGAUCUGGUUACAUAUAUGACCUAUGAA